AAUAGGCAGCCAUUGAAGUGAUUUUAAGACAGGUGUAAUGUGGUCACUUCUAGAUUUUCCCAUGAUCAACCUGACUGCCAUAUUCUGCAUUAACUGAAGUUUCCGGUCUAAGCGCAAGGGUAGCCCCACGUAGAGCAUGUUUCGGAAGUUGAGUCAUAAGGUAACCAGAGCAAGUACCACACAGUUUCCAGGUUCCUCAGCUGCAGGAAAGAAGGCUGUGGAAAGAAUCCAACCUUUUUCUUAAAUGGAAAGGCCUUUAUCAUUGAAAGGCACUUGCUCUUUAUAAGUACCCUGUAGAUUGAACCAGGUACCCUGCAUAGUUUAGUAAGCUACCCCAGGACCAGCACUCUGAUAUUGCCACCUGGCAUUUUCUGAAGUCGCUGGGGUCUACCCUGGUUGAGUGAGCCAGCAUUUUAAAUUUUACCUAAGUCAUGUUUGGAAAGUUGUAGCAACCUAUGCAGCUAUCAAGUAAGCCUGCAAGCAAGUAGGUGUGGUCCAUAUUCUCUGUUCCUUCAUAUUAAUUACUUUCUUCUACCCCAAACCACUGUAGUUGGAUGAGUGGAGAAACAGCAGUGAUGUUGGGGGUUCUAUCUUUUCCCUUAUGAAGCCAUAUUAAGCAAGGCUUUGGCACAGACAAGUUAUAUUUUAUUUGUCAGCUUCUUACCACUUUUGUCUUUCCCCUCUCCAUUUUCUGCCAUCUGUGCCCAGAGCUUUGGACAGUUACUUUGGACUAUGACACCCCUAAUUCCUGUAGCUGUGGAUUCUGGAAGGUGUAGUAAAAAAGAUUUAUUUUAGAACAACAUGCCUAUUAUAAAAGUGCCAGUGGUACACAAAUUUGGUAUUGUGUCCCGCGAUGAACAUAAAAAACUUCAGCAGAAAUUGUUGGCUAGAUAUCUGAAGGAGAGUUUCCUUAAGAGUGAGAAAAAGAAGCACAAAAACCCAUUUGAACUUACAGAAGAAUUCAUUGAGGAUUUCAAUGACUCACUGAAAACAGAAAGAAACGAGAAAUUCAUAGAACUGGCUAAAAAAAUGCUUGCCAGAUGCAAGAGACGAUCAGGUCUUAGUACAUUUGGCUGUGGGAAGUAUGUUAAUCUUCCAUUUGCAUGGACUGAGGCUAUUAUUUUAUCACAGUGCAAAGGAAAUAUCAAUGAAGAAGCUCUUGAAAUUCUUCUAAAUUCCUUGGAUCAUGCUCCAGUUGCUAUAGAUCAUGUCCCAGUUUUGUUUUUCAUCGCAGAAUCCAUAUUGUAUAAACUCUGUUUUGAUGCAGUAGAGAAACCAUAUCUAUUCUCAUGUGAAAUCAAGUUUUCCAAGAUUGGAUUUUUGGUGCUUUUAAGGCUUCUACUACUACAUUUCUUUGGUUGGCAGAGUUUUUCUGCAGAACACAAAUCAAGGCUUCAUACUGGUUUAAAAGCACUUGUAGCUUGUGAAACCUGCUAUCAACAUUACCCAAAUAUCCUUUUCAUGGUACAUUUCAUAUUGAAGGCGGGAGAAACUAUCUGUGAAAAUGUGGUAAUUUCUGAUUCAUCAUUAGCAGCUCAUGCAAAUUUGGAAGAAAAACAGGAGCAAAAAUUUCAUGACGCAUCACCCAUGAGUACUGGCAGAGCAGCAGAAUUAAAUCCUGAACAAAGACAGUUCAAAAUUAAGCCAUUUCUCUGGCACAGCCUUCUUGUUUGGGUUUGUGUACAUAACAGCUGCUCCGAAAUAGACGAAGUGCUCAGGCAUGUCUUAUUCUAUAAGGAACAGCUUCAUCAGAAAGACUGGUUGGAAUCAGUACUGGGCUUGAUGGUCCUUGGAGAGGCUGCCAAAUUGAACUUGUCCUGCUUGAAAGUUUUAAUGGACCUAAUGACAGAUUUUAUUUCAAGCUCUAUGCCUCUUUGUAAACAGCAAAGGAGCAACAAGGAAAAUUUCUUACAUUGGCAGUGGCAAGUGGCAUACAUAUACACCAGUAUACUGAAAGAAGUUUGUUUACAUGGCAUUAGUGCAGAUUUGCAAAAAACUGCUUUUCUUGGAUUCUGUGACUGUAUCAAGGAGUGUAAAGAUGAUAAAGAAUUAAGAGGAGCAAGUCUUCUUGAUCUUCUGUGCUACUGCACUUCAUCUGAUGAUUGUCAUGAUCCAUUCUGGGUUAUUCGUUAUGGUGUGAUCUACAAUCUAGUUAUGCUGCGGGGUGAACUUUCUGGGGACGUGAAUCGAGAAGGAUUGAGGAAUGCUGUGUGGAGAGCUUUACAGAAACAAAAGGACAUUGAAAAGGAGACUCGAGUCCUGGAUGCUGCAAAAGUAGCCGAGGUUGAGGCCCAAGGCCCAAAAGACCCGUUCUUUGCAUCCAAAGGGAAAGGUUUAUCAAGUCGCAAAGAUGGUCCCUCGGCUCAGUACAUUGGAUGGAGAGUUGCCACUUCCAUGUGCCAUCACUUCUUGCCACCAAUAGGUCCAGAUAUCCCUUUGCCAUGCCCGCCUAUACAGAAACCACUGUUGAUACACCGAGAAUCAGAACCAGUGUUUAAGGAGAAGAAAGCCAAACGUCUGUCUUUAAGGGAAGAAAUUUUGCGAGCUGGGGUGCCAAAAUCUCCCUAUCCUGAUUACUUUACCCGCAUAGAUAUGGAACUAAGGAGAAUCAUUGAUAAUCAGUGGGAAAAGGAAUUGCAUCUCCGGCUUAAGCUAGAAGAAAAACUCUUGGAACUAGAGCUUAAAGAGAAACAAAAACUGGAAGAGGAGCGCUUCAAGCAAAUAAUGAAAUGGCGAUUUGAGAAGCUGCACAAGACAACGAAACCAUAUGAGCUUCCCUUUAAGCAUGAAGAUGACGAAGAAUUGGCUGAGGCAAGCAGCAGCAGUCAGCUGUCAAGUCCAACUGUCACAAACCUGGACAUCAGCUCUCUUAGAGGCUCUCCCUUCCUGGAAAAUAUGUGUAACAAACCCUAGAUCUUUUUUUUAAAAUAUAAAGCCUGGAGUCCUGAGUACAGGGGGGUAGAAUGGAAGGAGUGCGCAAACAUUAUCCUUAUGAUGUUCCACUGUGUGUUUAUUGGAGUAAAAUAGAGUCAGGAACAGUCUGGGGGAGGAAGGCAGCUUGAGACUGAUUUUGAGUGUAAAAACAGCUUAUGGGAACUAAGUUACACAUUCUUUCCCAUCCCACUGCUUCUUUGUUCAAAUUGCAACUCCCUUGGACUGAUUUUCAAUAAAAGCAACAAAAAAGCAUUGAACUUCA
Molecule: messenger RNA, 3196 nt
Organism: Sceloporus undulatus (fence lizard)
Lineage: Eukaryota; Metazoa; Chordata; Lepidosauria; Squamata; Phrynosomatidae
Gene: TMEM232
Product: transmembrane protein 232
Source: RefSeq, a predicted model, not a curated record